AUGAUUGCUCUUAAUCAGAUAAGUCUUUUCUAUACAGUACUUACUGUCGUCACAGUCGUUAUUGCGGCCAUCCCUCGUACGGACUAUGAUGUCAUUGUCGUUGGUGGUGGUCCGUCUGGUCUCAGCGCGGCUAGCGGCCUUUCCCGUGUCCUGAGAAGCGUCGCGUUGUUUGACUCGGGCGUGUACCGUAAUGGUCCCACCCGGAACAUGCAUGAUGUUAUUGGGAGUGAUGGUGCUGUCCCCAGCGAAUUCCGCAACAAUGCCCGCAAAGGGAUUUCCAGAUACCAGAAGACCAGCUUCAUUGACAAGAAUGUGACCUCAAUCGAGAACAAUAUGGACGGGACAUUCAUUGCCACAAUUGAUGGUGGGAAAACUUAUACAGCGCGCAAGGUCAUCUUGGGCACUGGGAUCAAAGAUGACAUUCCAAAUACACCCGGUCUCCAGAAGGCAUUUGGCAAGGGGAUCUACUGGUGUCCUUGGUGUGAUGGUUACGAGCAUCGUAAUCAGACAAUGGGUAUCUUAGGCCCUAUGAGUGAAAUCUACGGCAGCAUCCGAGAAUUGCAUUCGACGCUUAACAAAGACAUUGUUGCUUAUGUGAACGGAACCGACACUGCAGAGCAAAAAGCCAAACUGACGAAGGAGCACCCGAACUGGCAGAAUGUCCUCAAGGCAUAUAACAUUCGAGUGAACAACAAGCUCAUUUUAAACAUCACACGGACCCAGGAUGGUGGUCAGCAUCAGGAUCCUGUGACCGGGCAGAUGUUUGACAAGUUCCGCAUUUUUUUCACCGAUGGCAGCUAUGAAGAGCGGGAUGCAUUUAUCACCAACUUCCCAACGGAGCAGAGAUCUCACCUACCCUCUCAAAUGGGUCUACAAAUGAUAGGUCCAAAAAUUAACACCACACGCCCGGGCUUGAGGACUAGCCUUGAUGGGGUCUGGGGAGUUGGCGAUGCCAAUAGCGACGAUAGCACCAACGUCCCGCAUGCCAUGGCCAGUGGAAAAAAAGCAGCUGUUUAUUGUCAUGUUGAAUUGGCCCAGGAAGAACUUGACGCGGACGCCUCUGCUGUGCAAGGUAGAUCGAUGCUUUCGCGCAGGGCUAUGGAAGAAGAGACUGAGAGAAAGAUGGGUAGUGAUAUUGAGGAUCUGUAUGAGAGACUUCGUCGUGCUUAA
This is a messenger RNA of Aspergillus tanneri, 1170 nucleotides long. Its product is annotated as NAD(P)/FAD-dependent oxidoreductase. The record is from RefSeq and is a predicted model, not a curated record. The transcript is spliced from 3 exons. Lineage: Eukaryota; Fungi; Ascomycota; Eurotiomycetes; Eurotiales; Aspergillaceae. The coding region runs from base 1 to 1170 and encodes 389 amino acids. Gene Ontology annotation, molecular function: oxidoreductase activity.